Mercenaria mercenaria is the source of this 844-nucleotide messenger RNA. RefSeq lists its product as uncharacterized. The coding region runs from base 140 to 667 and encodes 175 amino acids. The record is from RefSeq and is a predicted model, not a curated record. Gene Ontology annotation, cellular component: plasma membrane. NCBI's taxonomy places the organism in Eukaryota, Metazoa, Mollusca, Bivalvia, Venerida, Veneridae. The transcript is spliced from 4 exons.
UUUCAUUUGAUAAUGUACACCGAAGACAAGGAAGAUUAGGACUAAUCACAAUUUUUCAUUUACGAAAUUUGAGAUAAUAGAUAAAAAGUAAUAGUUUCAUUUUAAUGUUAGAAGGAAACAGCAGAUUACUACCUUGAUAAUGCUACCAGAAAUAAAAUUCAGUAUACUUGUGACUAUUUGUAUCAUUGUUACAAGUAGCGUCAGUGUUGCAAUUCCGUACUGGAUUACUGCAGACAAUACACUCUAUGGUGAAACAAUCCAUAUAUAUACAGGACUAUGGAAAUCAUGCGGUGACAUACAAGGCGAAAUACGAUGUAUAUCGUUUACAAAUGUUGAAGACUUUGUGGAUGCCACUCGUGCUUUGAUGAUAACUGGUAUCAUCUUAUUCGGAAUAAAUCUAUUAUUGGCAUUCAGAAUCGCUGGAGAGGAUACAAGGAUCACCUCAGCAAACAUCUGUAUACUUUCACUUGUUGUAGGAGGAAUUCUUCUUUUUGUGGCCAUGAUCGUUUUCGGUACAAAUAUUGAUGAUCCCACUGGCACGAUAUCGUAUGGCUCCGCAUUUUACUUGCCGAUCCCGUCAGCAAUAUUUGCAUUUAUCGCUGCAGGCUUUGUUCACAGGUCAAAGCGGAUACAGCGGAUUCAGGGAUACAGCGAAAUAAACACGUAAACUAAAAAAAAUGUGCAAGUAUUAGUUUAAGCUAACGAAAAUGACAUUUCACGUAUGUCGGUAUAUCAGUAAAGUUUUGAUUAACCGGAUCGGAAAUUGGUAUAUUGUUGUCACUAUAAUAGAUAUAGUGAAAAUCAUUAUAGAUUUUGACACAAAAUAAAUAUUGAAGAAAUGCGA